UUCAUGUUAAUUUUAAUCACAUUUGGCAUUUCAUAAGAUUUCAGGAUGCCUAUUAUAUAAACAAAUGAAUCUCCAUUGUGAUUAGAUCCGCCAAUAGGCCGAUUCACACAUAUGUUAAUAUUUGAGAUGCCUUUACUGGUAAAUGUACCAAAUGUGUUGUUCACACAUACUAUCAAUAAAUACAUUUAUAGGUAAUGAUGCAACUACACAUUAAGCAAAAUAUGAGCUCAGUUUGAACAUUCUACAUAACAAAUCUAUUAUUUUUAUGAGGCCGCAUUUGUCCCUGAAACAAGGGGACUUUUAACCCCAAAUACUGUCCUUUUACUUGCAUGACAGUUACUGGAAAAACGUUUAAAUGAAUCACAAUGAAUACAACUGAAAAUGACAAAUAAGUAUUUUGUCUCAAAAUAAAUGUGAUUAGCUACAUAAAUGUGCAACACUUUAAAGUGAUUGUUUGUUAUUAUAUAUUCUACACAAUGGCCUCAUUAAUCAGGAGAAUUAUGCAAUGUAUAUGCAAAGUGUUUAUGAAAGUACUGUGGCAGUUUUUGUUGACAUUUAGUGUUUUGGGAGUCCCGUUGUACCCUUCCAAUCACAAUUUGAAUAUGUUUAAUGAAUUGUACUUUUUAUUGGAAUGCAUAUUGGAAUAUGAAAGGUUUCAGCUUUCUGAGCCCACAUGCACACUCUGGAGGUUGAGUUUAAUUUCUGCUGUACUAGAAAGCAGAAAAUAAUCAUUCAAGAGUCAAGUUCACUACUAUUUAUGUCACAAAGGUUACUGCUGAUUUCAGUCUCAAUGUUUAUCAGUAUAUACAAUAAAAACAAAUAAAUUAUUUUGAGAUUCAUAAAAUAUUACAAACCACUCAAAAUCAAGACUGGUUGAUUAAGGAUAUAAUCAUAUCAAAGAAGAAGAAGAAGUAGAAGAAGAAGAAGAAAAGAAUAAGAAGACGAUGAUGAAGAAUAAGAAUAAGAUGAAGAAUAAGAAUAAGAUGAAGAAUAAUAAAAAGAAGAAGAAUAAGAAGGUGAAGAAGAAGAUGAAGAAUAAAAAGGUGAAGAAGAUGAAGAAGAAUAAGAAGAAGGUGAAGAAGACAAAUAAGAAGAUGAAGAAUAAGAAGAAGAUGAAGAAUAAGACAAAGAAGCAGAAGACAAAGAAGAUGAAGAAUAAGAAGAUGAAGAAGAAUAAGAAGAUGAAGAAUAAGACAAAGAAGAAGAAGAAGAAAAAGAAGACAAAGAAGAUGAAGAAUAAGAAGAUGAAGAAGAAGAAGAAGAUGAAGACGAAGAAGAAGAUGAAGAAUAAGAAGACGUAG
This is a messenger RNA of Xyrauchen texanus (razorback sucker), 1301 nucleotides long. Its product is annotated as acidic phosphoprotein-like. Lineage: Eukaryota; Metazoa; Chordata; Actinopteri; Cypriniformes; Catostomidae. Gene Ontology annotation, biological process: nucleosome assembly. The record is from RefSeq and is a predicted model, not a curated record. Gene Ontology annotation, cellular component: nucleosome. Bases 945 to 1301 code for a protein of 118 amino acids. Gene Ontology annotation, molecular function: DNA binding; structural constituent of chromatin. The transcript has 2 exons.